Messenger RNA from Cooperia oncophora, 522 nucleotides. Lineage: Eukaryota; Metazoa; Nematoda; Chromadorea; Rhabditida; Trichostrongylidae. The record is from the annotation of a GenBank genome assembly.
AUGACGGGGUACCAUGGUUCACAGAAGAAAAGCGAGUACGAUCCUUGCAAGACAUCCAAAGAUAUAUGUCUGAACAAAGGAAAAUGCACGAAUCGAGAUGGCGACACAGCAGCAAAACAAACAUUUAUGGAUCCGAUAGAAUUGCGUGCCUUCAAAGAGAAGAAUCCUUCUCUCUCAGCGAGUGAGACCAAAAACAAGUUCCUGAUCACCAUUCAAUAUCAGUGUAUCUGUCCGGAUGGUUUUAUCGGCGAAUUCUGUCACAUUACUGAAGAAGAGCGAAGUUGUGAAGAGGACUACUGUAGUAGUCAUGGGCAAGGCCAUUACGACCCGGAGAGUGGUUGCGAUUGCAAAUGCGAUCCACACGAAUGGGUCGGGGAACGUUGUGACAUUCGGUCUCCGUGCGCAGGCUACAGUUGUAUGAACGCAUCAAAUUGUACGCUGAAAUACCAUGAAAAAGAAAACGCAGUCGAAGCUGUAUGCGAGUGUCCUAAAGCAAUCGAACUUGUCCAAGCGAAGGUCACA